CACCACGUGACUGGUCGGAACGGGAUCGGUUCGGGACGUCUCGCAGCACGAAGAGGAGGCACAUGCAAGUGUUUUGUAAGGUAAAGAUGGCUAUUGUAUAUGUCCGCCGAAGCCGGACAUCGGAUCUACACACACUCAGAUUCGUUUCUAUCCUCUUCUACAUGUUGCUGCUCGUCGACCGAUUGAGAAAUGCGGGAAGGGCUCGCUGGACAGCAAGCACGUGAAACAUCUGAAGCUGGUUCUGGAAAACGUCUAUGGUGACGUCACACACCUCAUUCAUCUCGGUUGGAACACCAUUCAACAACUACCACGGCAGGGUCGUGGAGGUUAAUGUUGCCAGGUUCGACGUUUUGGAGCUAUACAGAACCCACACUACCAAGGUUUGUCGUAGCCAAGGACGGUUAUGGCAGGGCGCUACUCUGGACAGGGUCCGGAGUUCGGAGCGCAGGCGUGGCUCAGGGAGGCUGAACCAUGUCCACCAAGCGUGACGUCACUGGGACGUCAUCGACCACGAUAGGCGAACGGUCGCCACGUGGCAUUGGAUACAAGCGUGGCCACAAGGAAUGCCACCACCCACUGACCGGUCCAAGGCCAGGGUCCAGGAUCCCACCUGGACAUGCGGAGCACUGGGCUCCCAUCCCAAGCAGUCAGGAGCACUGCAACCUCUGGAGUGGCCACUCUAGAGGCGAGCUGACGUCACUGGGGCGUCAUCCAAAGGUUUCGGGGAACGGUCAUCCCACCCACGCGAGGGCAGCGUCACUUGGACGCGCACACCUGGAGAAAGAGUCCAAUGGAAGGAUUUUGGGCUCAGCCAACCAACCGGCGAUCUGGUCACCAAGGACGAUGCCAGAUCAUGUGACCACUGCAAGGGCAGCUGGUUAA
Culex quinquefasciatus (southern house mosquito) is the source of this 882-nucleotide messenger RNA. RefSeq lists its product as uncharacterized. The coding region runs from base 472 to 882 and encodes 136 amino acids. The transcript has 2 exons. NCBI's taxonomy places the organism in Eukaryota, Metazoa, Arthropoda, Insecta, Diptera, Culicidae. The record is from RefSeq and is a predicted model, not a curated record.